Messenger RNA from Aphanomyces invadans, 515 nucleotides. RefSeq lists its product as hypothetical. The record is from RefSeq and is a predicted model, not a curated record. The transcript has a single exon. The coding region runs from base 30 to 461 and encodes 143 amino acids. NCBI's taxonomy places the organism in Eukaryota, Oomycota, Saprolegniomycetes, Saprolegniales, Verrucalvaceae.
CGGAACGUUGACAUUAGUGGCCGGACGAGAUGGAAGGCGUGCUGGAGAAAUACGCGGCGUUUGUCGAGAAUACUCUGCGGCCACAGCUCACGGAUGCCCUGGCGCGACGCGAUGCGUUGAACGAACAGAUCGCCGAGUAUCAGAACCUCGUGGAACUCGUGCAAGCGAAGGCUGCCAAAGACGCCGUGGACAAGUCGUGGAAACUCCAGGCGGAUCUGGGAAAACAGUGCUUUAUCAAGGUCAAAGUGCCCCCGCAGACGAACGUAAUUGUGCAUAUUGGUUUGCAAGUGUACAUGGAAGUGCCUGCGAAGGACGUUCCGACGGUCGUGGCCGAUUGCAUCCAGGUCUUGACCAAGCAGCGCGACGUGCAUCAGACCAAGGCGCGGAGUAUAGCAGGACACAUCCAACAGGUACUCGACUCAAUAGAGCACCUCGCAAAGCUCCAACAAUUGGAGCGUUAACACGGCUUGUAAGUUCGACGAAAUUGAAUGCAUUGGGCAUUGCACUCGCGUUCG